AUGAUGACCAAGACCGUUGCCAUUAUCUCUGCUCUGGCAGUUGCUGUAAUUGCGAAUCCCACCAUCGGCUACGCCGGCUACUUCUACACGGACUGCACAACCCCAAGCAUCGAUGCCGCCAAUGCCUAUGCCGGAUCCUGUGUCAAUGUUGAGGACUUCCCCAUCAAGUCCUUUACCGCCUAUGUCGAAUCUGGUUCCUGUGCCGAUGGUACCUCUGCGGUGCUGAACACCUACACUGCCUCCGGUUGCGACGACUCGACUCUAUUUGAGACCGUUAGCGUCGAUAGCGAGAAGCAAUGUUUCGCGGCUGAUGUGACCCUCGUUAGCUUGAAGGCCGAGUGUGUCUAA
Molecule: messenger RNA, 348 nt
Organism: Penicillium soppii
Lineage: Eukaryota; Fungi; Ascomycota; Eurotiomycetes; Eurotiales; Aspergillaceae
Exons: 2
Coding region: 1-348 (115 amino acids)
Source: RefSeq, a predicted model, not a curated record